AUGGCAGGCCCAGCUCGCAAACGUCAGAAGCGCGAAGAAUACCGCAAAGCUCAAGCAGAUCAAAAUGGUAAUGGCGAGCUUCCAAUGCCAAAGAAGAAAUUCUACAGGCAGCGAGCUCACGCGAACCCGUUCUCAGAUCAUGCUCUGGAAUAUCCUGCAAGUCCAGAGGUCAUGGACUGGACCAUCCACUAUCCAGCUUUCAAGUCACAGGACAAUGGAGAGGAUACUGCUUCUAGGUUGAGGAAACAGGUCGAAGUAGCGGAUAUUGGCUGUGGUUUUGGUGGUCUCAUUGUGGCUCUCAGUCCAUUGUAUCCAGAUACUCUCAUGAUAGGCAUGGAGCUACGAACCCAAGUUACAGAUUACGUGGUCAAUCGUGUGGCUGCUCUACGCUCGCAGAAUCCCCUACCACCGAACAGGUCUCUGGACCAGCCUUCCCCACCUUACCACAACAUCUCUGCUCUCCGAACCAACACGAUGAAGUUCCUUCCCAACUACUUUCCGGCCUCGUCUCUGUCGUCAAUCUUUCUUUGCUUUCCAGACCCGCAUUUCAAGGCACGAAAGCACAAAGCUCGGAUUGUUUCCGCCCAACUAAGUGCCGAGUACGCUUACGUCGUGAAGCCUGGCGGUAAGGUAUAUACAAUUACUGAUGUCGAGGAACUGCAUCAGUGGAUGGUGAAGCAUUUUGCAGGCGAAGAGGCUGGUGAUGUGCGCGAAAUGUGGGAACGAGUUACUGAUGAGGAGAACGAAGCUGAUCAGAUGGUAAGAGUGAUGAAGGAUGAAACCGAGGAAGGGAAAAAGGUCACGAGGAAUGCAGGCAAUAAGUAUGUGGCAGUAUUCAGACGCAGAGAGGAUCCAGAAUGGCCCAACUGA
Lithohypha guttulata is the source of this 870-nucleotide messenger RNA. RefSeq names its product tRNA (guanine-N(7)-)-methyltransferase (tRNA(m7G46)-methyltransferase). The coding region runs from base 1 to 870 and encodes 289 amino acids. Lineage: Eukaryota; Fungi; Ascomycota; Eurotiomycetes; Chaetothyriales; Trichomeriaceae. The record is from RefSeq and is a predicted model, not a curated record. Gene Ontology annotation, cellular component: tRNA methyltransferase complex. Gene Ontology annotation, molecular function: tRNA (guanine(46)-N7)-methyltransferase activity. Gene Ontology annotation, biological process: RNA (guanine-N7)-methylation; tRNA methylation. The transcript is spliced from 3 exons.